AUGCCGCAGCAGCAGCCUCUGCAGCUCCCCAAGGUUCUGACCGAGUCGACCAAGGAGUCAUGGCUGAGGCCGCUGCACAACCUAGAGGAGUCACUGAAGUCUCUCUCCGUCGACGCACGCGCCGUCUGGGAUGAGGUUGCCAUGAUGUUCCCCCAGUCAUUCGAACAGGCGAACUUCUUUUCUCCUUCAAAGCCACACACUCGCAAGCCCGAUACGCAUUGGGAUCACAUCAUCAAGGGUGCUGAUGUCCAGAGCGUCUGGGUCGAGAAUGCCAAUGGCGAGAAGGAGAGGGAUGUUGAUGGAAAGCUGGAAAGCUACAAUCUCCGGACCAAGAAGGUCGACCCUAAGGCGCUUAAUGUCGAUAAGGUCAAGCAGUACAGUGGCUACCUCGACGAUGAGGAAGAUGACAAGCAUCUAUUUUACUGGUUUUUCGAGUCUCGAAAUGACCCUAAGAACGACCCUGUGGUUCUUUGGUUGAAUGGUGGCCCCGGCUGCUCGUCCCUUACCGGCCUUUUCAUGGAACUCGGACCCUCCUCCAUCAACAAGAAGGUCGAGACGGUAUACAAUGACUACUCCUGGAACAGCAAUGCUUCAGUCAUCUUCUUGGAUCAACCCGUCAACGUUGGUUUCUCCUACUCUGGCGGAUCAGUGAGCAACACUGUGGCUGCAGGCAAGGACGUGUAUGCGCUCCUCACCCUGUUCUUCAAGCAGUUCCCCGAGUAUGCUACUCAAGACUUCCACAUUGCUGGCGAGUCAUAUGCCGGUCACUAUAUCCCAGUCUUCACUUCCGAGAUCCUGUCCCACAAGAAGACCAACAUCAACCUCAAGUCGGUUCUUAUUGGCAACGGUCUUACCGAUGGUCUUACACAGUACGAGUACUACAAGCCUAUGGCUUGCGGUGAGGGAGGAUGGCCCGCUGUUCUCGAUGAGAGCGAAUGCCAGGCUAUGGACAACGCCUACCCCCGUUGUGCCAACUUGAUCCAGCAGUGCUACGACUCCGAGAGCGUCUGGUCCUGUGUUCCUGCUUCGAUCUACUGCAACAACGCCAUGAUCGGCCCCUACCAGCGCACCGGCCAGAACGUCUACGAUGUCCGUGGCAAAUGCGAGGGUGGCAGCUUGUGCUACAAUGAUCUUGAGUGGAUCACCUCCUACCUCAACAAGGCUGAAGUUCAAGAGGCUCUUGGUGCUGAGGUGUCGUCUUACGAGAGCUGCAACUUCGAUAUCAACCGCAACUUCCUCUUCCAGGGUGACUGGAUGAAGCCCUUCCACCGUCUGGUCCCUGGUAUCCUCGAGAAGAUCCCCGUCCUCAUCUACGCUGGUGAUGCCGAUUACAUCUGCAACUGGCUCGGCAACCAAGCCUGGGCUGAGGCGCUCGAGUGGCCCGGCCAGAAGGCUUACAACAAGGAAAAGUUGGCCGACCUCAUCCUCAGCGACUCUGACAAGAAGAUCGGCGCCUUCAAGGCUAGCGGCAACUUCAGCUUCAUACAGCUCCACGCUGGCGGCCACAUGGUGCCCCACGACCAGCCCGAGGCCAGCUUGGACUUCUUCAACAGGUGGUUGUCUGGUGAGUUCUGGGCGUAA
This is a messenger RNA of Mytilinidion resinicola, 1581 nucleotides long. Its product is annotated as carboxypeptidase Y precursor. The transcript is spliced from 3 exons. Gene Ontology annotation, biological process: proteolysis. The coding region runs from base 1 to 1581 and encodes 526 amino acids. Gene Ontology annotation, cellular component: fungal-type vacuole. Gene Ontology annotation, molecular function: serine-type carboxypeptidase activity. NCBI's taxonomy places the organism in Eukaryota, Fungi, Ascomycota, Dothideomycetes, Mytilinidiales, Mytilinidiaceae. The record is from RefSeq and is a predicted model, not a curated record.